AUGGCAAUGGAUUUUGACUGCAAAUGGUCUCCUAUGACAACAUCACAGGUACGUUACGAUUACGUUGCUUUGCUUGAGUUCUAAUGAAAAUAUGUUCAAGUGAUGUCAGAAUUUACGCGAAAUCAAGUUGGAAAUAAACAAGCAAAGUAAACCUUUCAAAAUAGUUACAGAAACACGGACAAAGUCUGUUUACAGCUUCGUUUAACCAAUACCUUUCGAGUAAUUGAACGCUUUUUAAUUGUCCGCCGUCACGCUUGAGUUUCUGUCGAGCCCCAUGAGACAUCGCUACCCAAGUCUAUUAACGCUCUCGUGUUCUUUCUUUUAAUAAAACCAAUAUCCUGAACACCAUAUUGUAGGAAGCUAAAAGAACGACCCUCUUUUGUUUCUGAAGAUCGUAUUGGAGACAAGGUCGACAAUAUUCUCGAUCGAGAGAGUGAACUUCAUUAAUAAUAUUGCACUUGACAGUUUGCAUCUUCUUCUAAGCAAGUAAGAUCGACGACAAUAGCGGCCUCUCUCUUUAGUUUGUACCUGCAUAUUUUAAGUUUCAAAAGACUUCUAAUUACAAAUGCAUUGUGUUUCUAUUACCUCAACGAAAUGAAAAUGGGCAAGAGCUUGAAGCGUGAAGCUCUCAAAAAAUUUUUGUGGGAUCUAAAACCGACCAGGAUCUAACUGUAAUUGAGUAGAAGUUGCGUAAAAUAUCAGGUAUACUUUCUCUUUUUUACUUAACUUAUGGAUUACAUUAAUAAGAUCUUAAAAGCAGCCAUCCCUCACCAUCUUAGUUGAUGCUAACAAGACUAAAUUCUGUAAGUACUUAUCCAUAAUUUUGAUUAAAUCUGUUUCCUGUCGAAGACAGAGGAAAACAUUUGUGGAUUGCAGGGACAAAGGAGUGGUUAUUCCGGUUGAUUUCUGUCCGUGGAGCAGAUAUGUGUGCGUCACUUCCAAGCCAAUAAGACGUUGUCAUGAUGUUCAUUCAGUCAGCUCUAAAAGUUACAAAUGUGAAUAUUUGGUUUGCCUUGUGUAGAUUUUAUACUUAAAUAAAUUUGUAAAGCGAGUUUGUUUUACUUUUUGCAUUAGGCAUUUUGGCAAGAGAUGUCGGGGGAUCGUGACAUCAUGAGAACUGGAAUCGCCGAGAGGGUUCAAGCCGGACGCUCGCCACCGCUUAGAAGACGAAGAACAAGGGAAUAUAUUCCAAACUCCAGAUCAACACAAAGGCAAGGUUAUCUGGAUCAAAACUUGCACGAAAGCAGCUUAUUCAGUGAUGAAUUGACUUACGGAACCCGUGAUGCUAGUGGGCGUCUUUAUCCCGACGAGAAUAUGAACAAUUUUACUCGUUCAUCUAGCGAAAACCAACACCAUUUGCAGGACAUUUUACGAGUGAUGCCCGAGAACUCGCACCUGAGCGAAAGGUAUCAGAUACUCAAAGCGGAGAAUAAAAUACUCCGUGAGCGUUUGCAAAAUGCGCUACAAAGGGAAAUGAAGGCACUUAAGACAUUUAAGAGACUUGCUAAAGAAAACAGGCAACUUAAGCUGAACUUAAGAAAAUACGAGAGAACAUUGCUUGGAUUCUACGACGAUGACACAGGUACGCGGUCUAUUAGAAUUAAAAUUUUGUAGUGUUGGGAAAAAUUGCGAUUCUACUGCCCUAAAUUUUUCACCGGCUUUAAAAAGGGAACAAGCAAAUGAACAAGGAACCUCUCUCAGUCAACAAAUUGUACCUGCGAUUAGCGGUUUGCGUUUUGUUUGUUUACAGCAAAAAUGUUUCGCUCAGCAAACAAAUUCAUUAAUGAAGUAUUCGUGAUAACACCUGACAGCUUCAAAAGAAAAUAACAUUAAUUGUUUGUGUGGCUUGCUUGCAAUAGUUCCGCUUCUAAUUAUGUACCAAUGGUGUCAUUUUUACCCACUUAAAUGUUCUUAUGAAUGCAUCGGUCAUAACACGUUUUUUUCUUUGAUAGAAUCUAAACGAAUCAAACUGAAUAGAGCGGCGCACUUAUUUCCGUAAUGUAUUCAAGUAACUAUUUUUUUGCGUCUCGAAUUCUCAAAUCAGCCUAUUUCACAUUCGGCACGGAGAGAGAAAGCGCAAAAGCGAAGAUAAAAUCUGCGGUAUUGUAUCUUAAAGAGUUCAACUUUUGAGCUCUAAGACCAUGUACGAUGUUAAUUUUGACACAGUUUAACUCGAUAUACCAAAGAAUAUUUCUAUCGGUCACUUAUAUCGAUAUGAUUGGAAGCCUAACAAAUUUUUUCACGGUCGAGUCCAGAAAACAUGAUAAAAACCUAUGAAAAGAAAUCUUUUGUGUCUGGAAACCACUGCGCUUUCAUCAGUUGGGUAAAAUUGUAUGAACACUUUUUCCACUUUUCAUUUGUUUUUGUUGUAAAUUUUGGUUUUUCUUGAUACCUCUUGCGCGCUAAACGCCAUAACGAUCUUCGCCAUAGCCGGAUAAACUGAAUUCUAAUUUAGGCAAUAAGCUUCUUAAGAAAAAAAAUCUAAUGGAAAUUUCGCUUACAUUUUCCCGCUUUUGUAAACAAUUAUCGUAAUCGUAUUUCACCUUCUGUGAGUAAAAUUAAGGUGUUCUGCAGACACGUUUCCAGAAUCAUAUUGUUUAAGAAUUAGUAUGAAUGUGGAAUGAAGGAAAAACGGCGAUUGGGUGAAAGGAUUGUUUACUUUGUGAACUUUUCAGUUGGGCUGAUCCCUACGAAUUGUGUUUUAUUCGUGUGUCAUUUUUGGAGUUACAGCGAAGGAUUUUUUUAGGCUGAAAUAUGCUCUCCUUAAAAUUUACGUAAUGUGUAUCUCAGUAAAACUGACGAUUUGGCUCAGUAAAACCCUUCGCUUCAUUCAGUUUAGCUUCAAUCUAAGAUAGUCAAAUAAAGGAAUGAAGGCUCACAAGGAAUUUGAAAUUUGCUCCAAAAUCCAUCUAACUUGCGGUUCUUUCAUUUUAUUUCUGUUCAUUUAUUUCUUUUGAAAACCAUUUCCUGUUUUUUAUCACUUUGUGCUGUAGCUCAGUCUUUGUCUCAGACCACGUUCCAACCAGCGGGCGUUUUUGAGACGUGAGCAGGAUAUUUUGACCUUUGAUCGACUUAUUGUGCGACAUGAAAGACUUGAUCCAGAGUAAAUCUUUCGAAAACAAAUGUUUUGUCAACAGAACUUAAAGUUUCCUUGGAUCAUUACAUAACUUACGUCACUUAGCAGUUUCCCUUAUUAAAGUGGAAUUUACUCAAAGCCCUUAACAGCAAAAGUACAAAGCGACAGAUUGAAGAAAUUGAUUAUAUAACAACCUGAAGUCACUUUGCGAUGGUAAUUCAUCAUGCCUCUAUAACAUUAAACAAAACUUCAACAUAUUUUGAAUGCAAAUUGCAAAAAAAAAAACAACAAACAACAACACGUUUUGGAUCAGAUGCCAGUGACUAUGCUCAAUUGCCUCCUGCACCUUGCGGGGAAAUAAAAUGUUCAGAACGGCUAGUAUCGGAAUGAACAGAAGCAGAGCCGUGAUGGUCCCACCACGAACUGCUGAUGAUUAUGGAGUAAUUAAACUAAAACUUCGCGCUGUAAGGUCGCAGAGUGUGGCAGGGUUACAUUAUAUUUAUCUUACAGCUGAAAGGCCCCAGACAACCAGCGAACGCUAUUCUGUCGCACCACUGGCAGGUGAUCACGAUUGAACUGAUACAUGUAAAGAUAUGCACGUCUUUAUUAACCAGAUGAGUUCUUUUUAUAUCGUUUCAUCGUAAAAUAUGCUCUAAAACAUUGUUAAGAUAUUAUACGCCGCAUAAUUUUCGAGAAAGAGGAAACGAAGUAAUCUCAACUUUUAAAAUAUCGGAUUUCUUUUUUGGCUGAUUUUGGAUCAUGUCGAUCUCUUAAAAACAAUGCAAAAUAAAAGUAGGAAGGGCUUUUUCAUUUUAUUUUUUACGAACAAACGCGACCACGAACAUAUACUUAGCAAUUGAACUAUUAUAACAAGACCGUUUUACUUUUAGUCUGUAGACUGUGGAGUGUUUACGUGUCUGUGCAUACAUUUUACGAUUAGGGAUUCAUUGAUUAGACACAUCCCUCUUUAUGCCACGAGCGUAUAAGCGUAUAAUUAGCAUGUAAAAUUGAAUUCUCUCUAAAGCCUUGGCCUUGAUUGUUCAAAGGUUGGAUAACCCUAUCCACAAGAUAAAUCUCUAUCUGGUGGAUAGCGCAGUACAUUUUAUAAUCACUUGUCUGCUGGAUAGCGAUUUAUCCGUUGGAUAGCGUUAUCCGCCCCUUAUACAACUGGGCCCCAAUCUUUGUAAUAUUUUCUUUUUAGUGCCAAAUAUUUCCAGAUCGUGCAAAAUCACUCGUUGACCCUGAGCUGUAAAAUAGUUUUAUGACGCACAGGGAAGUUAAAUUAGUCAUGGCUUUGUUUUAAUGAUAACAAUUACGUGAUUAGAUGAUAGUCAGUUGUACCUUUACCGCAGACCAAUUAUUGUGAUCUUAAAUAGUCAUUAGCCCUUAAGAAGAGUGUUAUAUAAAUAUUCUGGAAACAAAAACUUUUUCUGUUUCAGUCUCAAGUACUGGGCUUCGUGAAAUAUUCUGUUCUCCGUUUGCGUGGUCCGUUUCUGUAUUUAUGUCAUGUAACCUUGGCACAUCAAGACAAUUUACUAUUGUAUUUUUUUUCGCUUACCGCACAAAUGAUGAAAACUGUAACGAUCAUCCAUUGACCAUAUAUCGUCCUGACUGACAUGCCAAAAACUUCGUUUUAGUCCUUGAUUUCUGGAAUAACGAAGAGCCAGCUUGCAUUAAAUAAUGGUCCAUAAUAAGAAACUUGCAAUUGUCUGUUGUGGCAUAAAUGUGAAACAACUAUCAAUAUCUGUAGAAUUGUGUGUUUAUUAAUGUGUAUGCCGAUUUUGUAUUUCUUGAAUAUUCUAUGGACUAGAUUAACAGGCCAUGUUUAUUGCCUCGCUAAUGUUGCACACAGAGAGAAGCGCCUACAUACCGCUUCGGUUUUCAAGGGUCUUGAAAGACUUGACCACAAAGUAUCAUCUCGUGCUUCAUUAAAACUACAAUAGGUGACCUCUAUAAAUUUAUGAAAUAGCAAUAAUAUUUUUAAAAAAGGAAAUAUGAUCCCUUUAGUUUUUUAAAGUAAAAAAUCUCCAUAUGAGAUACCUUUAGCCACUUCAACGGCAAACUACGUGCAGCUAGUUUAGAAUAUAACUUUAACGCAUCAAUAAGGAUGCUCAGAGUCAAAUUGUUUGCGUUUAAAACAAAUCAAGUGUUAAGAAGCCUUAAAGUUUUUAUUCUUUUCUCAAAACGGUUUUCAAAGUUUUACGUUGAAUUACAUUGUUCCUAUCUGUGAUUUUAUUAAGAUUCAGACCACAGUGAGCAUCCAAAAGAUCCAGACUUUGGCGCCAAUUUGUCACAGGAAAACAGCACAGUGUUACACGGGGAGGACCUCUGCAACGGGCAAGAAUCGCCAGAAAGAGACUGUAAUCAGACACCUCAGCCCUUAAAAGAAACUAAGAGUACAUCCACAUCAACUGAGGAUAUAAUUUUAACGGGUAAAGAAGAUAAAUGCACAUCAACGGAUGAUUUGGAAAUUUUUGGACUAAAAACGGAGUCUGCUGAAAGCUCAGACACUGAGAACAACGACGACAAGGUGCCCGAGUGCGCGGGACCUGAGUGCCAUGCUACAAGUCUCAUUGAGACAAGUAAUAACGCAUGCGCAAGGCGUGAAUACCCAGCUCCAAAUCUGACUGAUGCAACAAAAGUACAGUUCUUGCAAUCUCAGCUACUCGCCAUGCGAACACAAAGUGUACAAGAACGAAGGAAAUUCAGCGAUACUCGACGAUAUUGGACGGAUCCCGUGAUAGCCAACAAUUUAGGUGUGAAGGAACUGAAAAGAGCGUCCAGUUCACCGAGCUUACUGGGUGAGUCAGCUAUUUCCUGAGCAGCGGUUACUAAAGUAGAAAUAAACUUGUUGUCAAACAACAUGGAGUCAGCAGAGGGCGUAGGUUUCAGAUGGACUCGCUAUGAAAUCCUUUUCCUUCCCAUCCAUAAAGCGAUGUUCUUUGUGGUUCAAAUAGAAACACGUUUAACAUUAAAAAUUUCAUUUUGCAGAUGGAUGUGGCGAGAACACUACAGAGAAAAAGAAUCUCCAUCGUAAAGAUGCUGCGUCGAUCCCAAAACGACGCGUGUCGGACGGCAAUAAUCCUUUCUCAUCUGAUUUUAUUCCUCGGUCGCGACCAUCGUCAUUUAAUGAUGGUGAGCUUAGCACAGUCCCUGAGGUGACUAUUUCUCAAGAUGAAGAGUGUAAUGACAGUGAAGACAGCUCCAGAUCACCUUCUCCUAAUUCAAGGGUAGGGUUCAUCUUCAACUUCAGAGUCACCCUUGACGUCUUAUUUUUCUUUAAUCAAUGAUUCUAAGUAAUAUUGUCUUUUCUUACCUAAAAAAAACACCUUCAAGAACUGAAGUAAAUAGCGGUCUUUAUUUUGUUUAUGUCAACUCAAUUAUAAGGUAUCUCGUUUUACGGGUCCGUUAAGCUACCUUCUCAAACUCAUUAAUAAUUCAUGCUGAGAAAACAAUGGAAAUUACAACCGUGAAGGAGGUUUGGAUAUGUGAUCUUAAUUAUCAUAAAAUUUGGUGAACUUUUGCUUCGAUUUUCUCCUAGAAUCAUUAAUGGUUUGAGAAGCUAUAUCAAACAUUCGAAAGGGUGUUUCAUCCAAUAUCCAAACACCUUGAAGUCGGUUAAAAAAAACUCGGCUGCGUCUCAUUUUUUCAACCAGUUCUCAGUGUUGGAUAUCGGAUGAAACACUCUUCCUCGUGUUUGAUAUAUUACGUGACCUUAGAGAAACGGCCUCAGUUCUGAUCCUCUCCUGAUCCAUUUCACAGCAUUCUCAAGAUGAUCUGGCGUCAAGCUCCUCGUCGCCAGUCCCCUCUCCCAUAAGCGUGGAAAGUCCAGCUUCCCAAAGAUCACCGCGAGCGUCUCCACUCAUUCUGGACGUAGACUCCGUAAUUAGUGAAAGGCACCAGGUGAGGGACCUAUUUUUCUCAUCAUAACACUGAAGUUCUGGCAUCUUUGACCCAUUAAUUGCAACAGAAAGUCGAAUAAUCUUUUCAUAGAUCAGUUAUUUUUAUUUGACGAAUGCAGUUCAAAUCCUAAAAUAUAAUAAAACACGGUGAUUCCAACUGGUUGGUACGUGGCAAGGCAGAUCGAAGCAGCAUGUGACUGUUGGCUGCCUUCAGUUUUGUUCUUUUACUAACGAACGACAAAAUGCAUGAAUCAGCUUUGAUUUUAAUCCACUUACUUCUUCAUAUCAGUAGAAAACUACGAAAAGUUGUCUUUAUCAUCAAAAUGCAGACAUUUCCCUUUGAGUACAUUGAAACUUUGAAACAGAAAGAGGAAAAUUCCUUUCUGAUCGUUUCCUAUCAACUCCAUGCUCCACCCCUCUAAAAACAGCCGAAUAAGCAGAAACAUGCGUGUCUUAAGAAUCACUUCAUAGCUUUCUAAAAAGCUUUUAUAGAUCGCCCUACACAGGUUUUUUUUUUGAUACGAUAACAACAUUUUGUUGAUGGGAAAAUACAGAUUCAUGACACAGAAAUUUUAAUUUCGGCCCGCCGACUAUUUUCUAGAAACUUCUGGCCGAGGCUCCAGCCUCACCCAGUCCACAACCAAGUCCAGCCGGAAGCCCUCAGACAAAAAGAAAACUGGCUCAUACAGUAUCACUUCCACAAACGUCAGUUCAUCAUUACUUGGGUAUGCAGGGACAGAGCAAAGACACUGUGGACAAGAACGACCCACCACUAACGGUACAUAUUCGAGUUAUCAUUUGCGUUUGUUUCCGUCAAUAGAAUACUCGACUGAUGUUAUGGUAUCGCGACGAGUAUUGUACUUUGACCUAAGAAAUUUUUCUUUGCUUGCGAACGGAAGUUGAAAGGAGAAUCACUUAUGUCCAGGAUUCAAGAAGCUUUUAGAAUUUUUUCAAUUUUUUGUAAUUUUCUUCAAUCCUAUUUCCCUUCCAUCUUUCUUUCUUGACUUUCUUUUAAUCUGAAAUUUGAGAGCCUGAGCAUGUAGUGGAAUGAUGUUAACUCUCAAACUCCCAUGGGUGAUAUAGACAUAAUUUUUUCUUACAAUAUCAAGCAGACAAGUGAUGACAAUAACAAAAAAUAUCAUAUAGGUGAUUAUUAAUUGAUCCAAUACCAUAUUCUCCGAACUAACAUCAUUAUAAUUGUAUGGAAGACAGUGUGGAAAAUAACUUAUGAGAUCUUGGGAGAGAAAGGGUUUAAAGUAAUUUAAGAACUGUCUGUCAAAUUUUAGCGCCGGUCAAGAAGGAAGUCAAUUGAUGACGAUGAAAUCUACGUCAAGAAAAACCGUCAAACGUCUGUGUCACUGGUAAGAGAAACGUUACUGUUGGCGAAUGCCCCUCUUCAGUGAAGCUUAACUUUUAGCUCGACUGCCUUUUUUCGUCAGAAAUUCGAAGGUGACAUCGAAAGAGAAAACGCCGAGAGUCUGGCGGCAGACAUUGCAGAGUUUCUAAACAGCCGCAAGAAACGAUCCCGAGCGGAUACAAUGCCGGUAAAAAUACACUUGAACUCUCUCUUUCCUGUUAUGUAUACGGACAAAGUAGAUUACAUAAAGGCCUUUGAUCGGGCGUUCUGUUCAUCAUGAAAGGACUGUUUCAGCGACCACCUUUAUUACUCUGGAUAAAAUUCUUAAGUAUAAAAACUAUUGCUAUAAAUUCCGGCUUCGCAUACAUCAUUUGAAAAAUAUUUUGUUCAUUUCAGAGCCCGCGAACCUCAAGAGAGGAGGAACUAAAAGGAGAAAAUCAGUCAGCGGACGAAGAGUAAGCAAUAUACUAUUUACGUUCUACAUAAGCAAUCUAUUAUUGAACCAUCAGAAAGUUUGACUGAAAAAUAAUUUAAGAAAGAGAAAAGGUAAGCCAAGUUUGCUAAAAUGCGACUGUUCUCUCUAGUGAUGCUGUCUUCACUCCAGCGCGUUCAACGCGCGCACGACGAGGCUCCGCUGUGGUGUCCAUGCCUGGGGACCACUAUCAAAUGGACCUUCAUGUACUCAAUGUUACAGGAGAGGGGAUUGGUAAGAAAAAACAAAGAAUGCAUGAUCCAGCCAUGUUGUACUGCUACAGUACAUUAUUUUAUAGUAACCCUAAGUAGAUCUAUAGUCAUACAACUGAAAGGAUACAUACUAACACGCAUGUGGAUAAUAAACAUGUGGAUAAUACAUGGUGAAAAAAACAGUCGUUUGAUGAUUCGAUAUUUUUUAUUUCAUUUUUGCCAAUCGAUUUAUUAAUUCACAUUCAAUACUUUCUCUUUCAAUGAAAAUUCACAGGUAAAUCGACAUCUAAAGUUGAAGUUUCGACCCCAGUUGUGGAAAUGAAGAACAAUAAAAGCUAUGAAAACAAACUUACAUGAAAAAGGGGCGAUUUAUUUUUCGUUAAGCAAGCCUAAAUGUCUGCAUGAAAGAUUGUCAAACUACUUUAGUUUCAAUGAAUUUAAAUGAAAAUCUCUAAGUUCAAGGAAAUUCAUAGGAGAGAUUAAAAAACUGCGAUGAAAAAGGUUAAUGACCUUGGUAAAUGUGAGUCGGUUACUAUAGAAUCUUUUAAUCCUUUACACCCUAACGACAGUAUGUAUAUUCUCCACAAUCCUCUUUAAACACUUCCUGUGGUAUUACCACUGGAAAAUUUGUCAAACAAUCAGGAGCUUAUUUAGUUAACGAUCAUAUUCAGGGUGAUAUUGUAAGGAAAAUCAGAUGACAGUCAUCCGUAUGGGUUUAAGAAUUAUUUAAGACAGCGAAAGAAAAAACUGAAUUCGUGAGAAGCCAUUUAAUAAAAAAAAUUAAUUUUCUGUUACAAUAUUAUUCACACUUUUCGUAAGUAAAAAGAAAUGACCGGAAAUAAGCACAAUUAUGAUGUAGACCUGGUGUGUAUUCUGUUCAUCAUUUUACUGCAUCGAACUUGACAUUUCGUAAACAAAAAAGGCACAUGAGAUUAUGUAUGUACUAUUGUAUAUCAGAUUAUGAAGCAAUUUUUUGUCAGCCAAUAGGUCAAGGAGACACGAUAGAAAGAUUCUGGUUUUCUAAAGUAUUUAACAAGAGUUCUAGCUCUAGAACAUUCUGUACAAUGGCCAAAGCGGAAAUACCUUUAUCAGCUUACAAGUAUAUUCGUGGAAUGUCGAGUGUUUUCGAACCACAAGAGCAAAUUGCAAUGGAGGAUAACUCAUGUGAACGCUCAUUAUCGGUUUUUAUCCAUCCUAAAUUGCUUUGUCUGAAGAUUCCACCAUUCAUUUUGAUUUUACUAGUCUUUGGGUUUUCUUGUGUUCUAUAUCAAUUAACUAUACUUCUGCGAUGCGCCUCAACUAAAUAUUGCUUUUUUUAGCGGUGAAAGCGUUUUUAAAAUUGCAUGACGAACCCCCAAAGCUGAUCAAAUUUGCAAAGUUCUGAUCACGUUUGAUAACCUCUCGGUUACUAUAAACACGGAGAAACAAAGUAAUUUAAGAACUGUCUGUCAAAUUUUAGCGCCGUUCAAGAAAUUUUUUAAUUUCAUCGUCUUCCGCUCUACGUUCAGAGGAACUGGUUUCCGAUCGUCCGCUAUUAUUUCUAAUUAUAGAGAGAUCGUUACCUAGAAAGUUCGAUUUUUCUCUGAAACUUCAUAGAGCUGACCGCUGGUGACCGUUGUUCAAGUUGUAGUUAGUUAUUGGGAAGUUUUCGCUUGUGAACGUGAAACAGUAAUGAAACAUGGGUUUCAUCGGACGCGUUAUCAACACUAAUUUGCAAUUCUGUGGUACGGUAUCAGAAUCAACAAAUUACCUUAAUUUGCUAGAAUCGAAGGACAUGCUUAAUUUUUUGUACUCUUUUUUUAACAAAAAGGAAAGACACUGAGUGUUAUCCGCGAGAAGAAGGAACUCUCAGGAUCAUCUACAUCUCUCAACAGCAUAGGUUCGUAAAACAAGUCGAUUUAAAGCAUAAUGUAUGAAUUAUCUGCUGAAAUGUCGUGACUAGUCUUGGGAUUUAUGUAAACUUUUUGUCUGUUAAUGCUGUGACACGAGGUUUAUUUUGAUAUGAGCUUUGCCGACAUUUCUGUGAGGACUGUUGACACCUGAGCUUAUAUUUCUCUAUAUUUCCUUUUUACGAUUGCAACUAUAUCCUGACCAAAUUUAUGAAUAUCUGUUUUCAGACCCAGACAAGAAAUCACGAUGGUCUAUUCUAAGAAGAAAUAAGAAAAUGGUAAUUAUUGGAGACUGUUUUGAUUUCAAUCGACUUCCUCUACGUUAUAGAUACUGCCCGGCGUUUUACUCGACAUUAACCUUUUUUGCUUACUUUGAUCUCGAUAGUUGCUACUCAAAGAUAAACAACCCAGACAAGGGGAAGAUUUCAAAGAAAGUUUGGCUCGCAUGAGGGACAACCCAAAAGCCAUUGUAACACACGAACUGGCUGAGUUUAAGGUUAGUUAAGAAGCAAAGUAUAUGAAUUGAUUACGGCCAUCAACUUGUUUUGUUAUUUUUAGAACACCCAAACGUGACACUGUAGCCUUUGUCAUGUCUCGAGUGACACUUUAAAAAAGAUAUUGCAAAAUACAGAUAACAAACUCAUGAUCACGUAUUCAAACUUGACAAACGGAGUACAAAAAGUGAAUGUUGGUCCCUAAACAAUUGAACGGUGUUCUUAAUAGAGUCGGAUAUUUUGAUGAACUUUUGUAUUUACAAAAUAAGAAAGUCAAUUGUAUCUUGCAAGACUUUUUGUAGAACUGUUGUCGAUAUAGUCACUCAGGGGCAUUGAAUCAAAGUUCCUGUGAUACCUUUAAUCUGGGUAACCUUGUUUCUCUAAACCCACUGAGCCAAUCUUAUCCGCACUGAUAAACUACAUACAUGAAGAUGAUUGCUGAGAGAGAUCAUUUAAACGGCCUCGUUUGCACGUUUGACACAAACAUUUAUGGAAAUGGCCCAAUUGUUGUGGGGCAGGAGGGGCUGGCCACUGGGUCCUAAAUUCAUCCCAUUACUGCGUUAACAAUUCAUGGCUUUCAGCGAAAGCUUGGAUUUUUGUCAAACGGAUCAUGUGUUCGACACGUUUACCCUAGCGCGCGAUAAAGGUUUUGAGUUAGUGCCAAUUGUUUUUUUUUUCAGUCGUAAAUAUUUCAUAUACAUCAUCGCAUGCCCGUCAAUACAUGCCUUAAAAGCAACAAACUUUCAAAAGUGUGGUCAUGUUUGUCAUUUGAAGCUGAAUCAAUCUACUCUUUUGUUGAAAAGACAUUUCAUCUCAACAAAAAAUAGGGCAUUGAGACGUGAUGGACCUUUUCGCUUUUCAGUGAUUACUGCAAAUCGUCCGUGAAGUAAGACAAAUAUCUUUAAAAAUCGGUUAUUUUUUUUAAACUAUUUUUUUCUUAUAAGAUAUCAGCAACUUCCUGCAUAUUUUAGCACCACUCCCACACACGGAUACACAUACCCACACGCAAAAUUCUAGUGCUGUUUUUUCUUACGAAUUCUCGUAAUUUUUCAACAUCAAAAUAUUCAUGCAGCAAAACUAUUGAUAGAGAAUAAUUUCUCAUUAAGGAUGAGAAUUCUGAACUGUCAUGACAAAUUCAUAAAACAUGAAAUUACGAUCUCGUCCUGAUUUCAUAUAAUCAUAAAUUUAAUUUUCCGCUCGGCGUUUUCUUGUUGUGGCAAACUUAAAACACUUCCAAAAUCAAUCGAUGAUGUUAUGGGACAAAGUAAAAAAUCUGAAUAAAAUCUAAAAUUUCUGAAUGUCUUUUUAAUUCACAGAAUAGUCACUGGACGCAGCUUAUGGGUCAGAGCACAGAGAAUUGUCCGAGGAGGCCUCGGUCUGAUGGUAUCAGAGCGCUGUCUGAUCAUGAGACCAAAAGACGCGAAGCAGUAUGGGAACUGUUUCAUAGCGAGGUCAUUUACCUGAUGAGUCAUCUACUGGUUCUUAAAGAGGUAAGACUUCUCUGCGUAAGGUUUGCAAGGAAUUACCGGGACCCAAGGCGUACUUAUUUCAUUCCCUGCCGUUAUUUUGGGGACCUGUCAUAAAGCGUCGGGGGGGAAGGGGGGGGGGGGAUUUUGGUUGUGUCACGAUAACAUUUAUCAGAUCCUCCUAUAGGGCUACGUAAUACUCUUAUGGUCCCCUCCUAGUUGACCGUUAAUUCUUAGUCAAUGGCAAUGACUGACCCCCCCUCUGUUUCUCCUGAGAACCAUGCGAUACCCUCCCCUCAAGGUGAUAAAAAAAUGACUGGUUCCAAAUAUGUCUGAGUACAACCUAGUGGCUUCAUACAACACUUGUUGUUUCACAUAUUCUAUCUUUCAUUCCCCUUAACUUCAGCAAUUUCAAAAGUUCCAGUGGUAAAAUUCUAUUUUCUAAGAAAUCUGCUCACCAGUUGUGUUCUGAAAUUGAAUUUUAUCACAAAUUUUUUUCUAUAUUUUCUAUUUGUCAUUGUUUCAUUUUUCAUCCAUCACCACAGGUGUUCCUUGAACCUUUAAAAGAGAUCCAGCAAAUGGCGCAUUUACAGCAUGUGGACGUCAAUAAGAUCUUCUGUAAUGUUCAGGACCUGUGUGAGGUAAAACCAGUAGGACACUUUAGGUUCCUUUAUACCAAUAGUACUCCUAACAUUCCCCACUUCAAGGCAACAAGCUUUGAACUUGAAAGCUGAAUAAGCACACUUGUUACACGGAUUUACCUUCCCUCUUUCAAAGGGAGGAACGUUUUUGGGUUUGUCUGAUGUUCCGAGAAAUCUAUCGAUCAAAGUGUACGAUAUUCUAGCAGUAAUAACUAUAGACAAGAGAAUAUCAUUUGAGACACUUUUGUGAAGGAAACAUAAUUGGGAAGCUGAAAUAAAGCUUGACAUUUAAUUUUUACGGAGAAAGAUCUUGGGUCAGAAAAAAACUCACAGUUGCAUCGUUUCAGGGAAGCAUUGGCUCGUUCACACGCACAUACAAAUAUUGAACUUAAGAUUACACUGUAACGAUGACUCCAACUAUCGAAGAAGUAUUAUUCUUUAAGAGGGACACCAUAUUCAUAAUUCUUGUGAAAAACACUUUCAUCGUUUGACCGUGUUAUAAAUUUCCUUUUCAUAACAUUCGUUUUACAGGUCAGCACUCGAUUCGCAAAGAAUCUUCUGCGUGUAUUCCAAAGUGAACAACCCACACAGUUUGGAAGUACUGCUUCUGUUGUUUCGGCUUUUACUGAGGUUGGUAUUUCUACUAUAUUGCCUUUCCUACUUUGCUCUCAUUCCAUUUUGUUUAACUGCCUUGUGAGACUUCACCUUUGUUUUCUGUCGUUUUUCCUUAACAGUUUAGUCGAAAGGUUCACCCGCAGUAUCAGCGGUAUUGCUUGAAUUACUCCAAAGCCCUUAGUUAUUUGGAUUCCCUGAAGAAGGACGAAGACUUCCAAGACUUUAUUAAGGUAAAACUUAGUUUUCUGCACUGCAUUUCGAAUUUUUUUCUACGUAUAAAUCCUGGUUGUCCAACCCAGGAGACUAUCUCUGUAAAAAACUCGUUAAGACUGAGCUAAUUCAUCUUCAGUCUUUCAAUAUUUAUAGUUAUAAAUCACGUGAAAGCAACAGUAGAAAAGGAGUUUGAGGUAGCUUGACAAUGAGCGAUUGGUUCAUUGGCCCAGAAAUUGUGCGUCGUGCACGUACGAUACGGACGCAGGAGACACGUAAAAUGAUAGGCUAGAAACAGUAUUACUCCAGCCUUACUAUUUUGACAACAUUUUUCUUUUUCGUUUACCAUUUAUACUUGUAUUUAUCUUUAGUGGUGUGAGUCCGACAGUAGAUGUAAUAGACUCCAAAUCACAGAUCUUUUAGUGGCACCACUCCAACACCUUACAAAAUAUCCUCUGCUACUCAAGGUAUGUAUUAGAAGCAUUUAAAGCAUACUUUUUCUCUAGCAACCAUAGUAUUUUUCCUUCUAUCCUUCGAACGUAUGAAUGAAAAGUUACCAGCUGACACGUCUUAGCUUCUAAGAGUAACCUAGCCGUUAAAAUCGUUUUAAAAUGCGCUAAAAGUUCAACUACAUUUGGGACAUGUUGGCGGCGUUCUUAGUAGAAUUAGCACCUUCGAGAAAGAUUUUCGGAAAUGAAGGUUACGGUUUGAUGUAUCAAAAUGCGGUCAUUGUCAUAAUAUUUUAAAUACCUUUUAGUAGCGGACAUGAAAAUGAUAUAGUUUCUGGGAUAUACUUCUCCUUUAAAAUAGACAUGAGUACCGAGGAAAUAACUUUUAAAUUCGUGAACAAUCUGUCACUGAAUCGGAUGAUUCUAUUUUACUUACAGAACAUCAGAAAAAGAACUGCUGAGGGAGAUGAGCAACAUGGUUCUCUUUCGUCUAUCAUCAAAGCAGUAGAACUUUCAAUACGUAAGUAAAUGUAUUUGCUGGUUUAUUAACCAAUGUUAUUGUGACAGUACGAAAUGACAUUGAUUCAGAACAUGACAUCCAAUUCGGGCUUAAUUUUUUUCUUGCAGAGGAAUUAGAAGGCAAAGUGAAGUCCCGCGCAAACUAUGAAAGAUUACAAGAACUUCAAAGUAGUUUAGUUUGGCCUUCCAUUACUGAGCUGGAUCCAAAGACAUAUGUACCCGAGGUGAGGUGUUGUUAUUGAUUUCUAGAAUAACUGAGACAAAACGCAUGCUCAGAUUCUUUCGUCGAAAAUCUAUCGUUUAUUGAUGAACUCAUGGCUUUUCGAUAAGAACAUUAAACUGCACGUUCAAAUGAAAGUUCCUUGUCAUUGGGGAAACACCAAAACACUUUUUCAUGUUGCCCUACGGUUGAAAACUACCAAAUGGCUACAGUCAAUCAUAGACGGAAGAGAUAACAUCAUUUUCCAUCAUAUCCAUUCAAGAUAACUCACAAAAACAUUUUGAAAAAGGAAAACGGAGGAGUUAUAAUUAUCCGCCUCUUAGUUGUCUUUGGAUGAUAACUUCUUUUUGUAAAUAUUCUGUUUUUUCUGUGUAGUUUUUGAGAGGAAUACUAUCAAAGCAACCCUGUGAAAGCCUAUUAGCAAGUCCAAAAAGACAACUGCUGUACGAAGGACCUCUCAUGUUAAUUGGUAAGUUAUCACCAAAACUUGUACGUAAUUACUCACUGGCUCACAGCGAUUUCUGAACCGAAUACUCAUGGAGAACUAUACUGUGAAAUGUAACUGAAACAUAUUGCAAAUCCCAGACAGAAUUUGAUCAAUUAAAACAUUCUAACUCAACAAACGAAAGGCAGAACGAUUGUGUUUGGUUGAAAUGCUCAGUUAACACACGUACCCAACUUCUUUCGAUGCCUUAUUCUCUUUCAGAAAACGCCAAAGUCGAUGUUUAUGCAUUCCUGUUCGACGACAUGCUUCUUUUAACCAGAUUCAGAAAACUUCCUCUAAAAGUAAACAAGGUAUGAAACGAGAAAGAGUUUGUACUACCUUGUAUUUAAAGAUUUCGCAAUUUAUUCUAUUCGGGAAGAAAUGAGAGAACAUCAAAAUGUUAUAACCCUAUAUCUUAGCAUGUUGUUGAUUAUGGUUCAUAUCUUUCAUUUGAUCAGAAACUGAAUCUGGCCGGAAUGACAGAUAGUCCCCCACCCACUCCUCCCGUGGUCAGACGCAGCAUGUCGGGAGCGCAAUACACAGUUUACAAACAAGUACGUAAUUCAAAAUGCGUAAGACACAUUAUCUUUACUCCUAAACUCCAUAGCUGUGCUUUAAUAGUUCUCUCUGUUGAAGAUAAACAGUGACGUGAUUCUGAAUAGUUCAUUUGAUCAGGAAACGAAUCAAUUCCAAAGAACUAGCGUGUUCUUUGAUGAGUGAUAUGGUUUAUUAAAUCUUCUUAGAAUUGCUUUUCAAGUUAUUCACGAUGCUCAAUAUUGUUCACUCUGUCAAUCUUUCAGCCAAUACCACUGGACAGAUUCAUUAUUAUUGAUGCCGAAGCCACACAUGCAGGUAAUUGUUUUCGUAACACUUGUGAAAAAUAUUUUUUGCGAAUCUAUAUAUUCUUUAAGAAUGAGGGAUGUGUUUCACGUUGACUUGACAUCUGUUCUGUUGCGUUCUUUUAGGAAGCACGUUAAAGAACUCGUUCAUAAUAAUCCACUACAGCAGAUUUAAACAAACAGUGGGAUUGUACACGCUACAAGCACCGUCACAAAAUCUCAAGGUAACAUCGUGUACUUGAAAUUUUGUAAAAUUAAAAAACUGUGUCCGUCCUUUUCCUUAGAUUUUCCAGCAACGGUAGGAAAAUAAACUAUUGUGUGCUGCAAACUUUCUGAUAAUUUUUUCCCCAAAUUACUCACAGGAAACCUGGACAAGCACACUGAAAGCCGCUCAGAGUAAAUGGUCAGAGGCGGUGGCACUUGAAUUGGCUGCGGAAACAGAAAAAAUGAGCGCCUUUCAGACUAUCAGUGAAAAAGAAGUUGAACAAGAAACAGAACCUAAGUCCCCUGACGACACAACCUUGAGUCAAACUCAAAUGCUGUCUUAUUACAAACCCAUUGAAUCACAGUGUUGACGAUAAAUUUACUAUAACCGUCAAAGUGCGGGACAUUGGUAGAACUGUUCUUUAUACUGUUUGCGGGGUCACAGACAGAUUACACGUCUCGAUACAGACGAAGAAAUUAUAAAGAAUGCCUCGCCACAAACAAUUGAUCCAAUCACUGCUGAUCAACGAGGUUAUAAGAAGCGUAAUAGAAUGUUUACAAUUGGACAUCCAUGUGUUUUAGAAAACAAACGAACUGUAAAUAAUGAACACAAAAAAAAAAUUGUACGUGGUCUAUCGAGACACAUCACACAUGUGUUUCGCAAUUUAUUGAAGUGGUAUUUCCUCCCCAAGCAGACCCAAUCGAGACCCAAGGCUCGACUAUUAAACAGCAUAACCAUACAUGCAUGGUCACUCUUGACUAGAUUUGAAAACUUUCGUUUUGUUCAAUAUUGUGUACAUAUGUUCUUCGCGGAUGCAGAGUAAUCUCCACAUUCAAAAGAGAAUUAUGCGCGUUUAUUAAUGGCUCAAAUGUAAACUGAUGUUAAAUCUGAUCAUGAUAAAGUGAAAAUUUGACUCCAUAUUACCACUAAGACAUUUUUGUACAAAUCAGGUUAAUUUUUUGUUAAUCAGUUGAUUUUGUAAAAUACGUUCUAGAUAGGGAAUGUGAAAGUAGACAUGAUAAUCCCAACGAAAUACCUUAACAUCAUUAGUGUCUUUUUUAUUGUAUUUAAAUUUGUAACUGGACCAAUAAUCGUACAUUGCAUAAUUUCAGAUAGAUGGAGGGCUAUGAUUAUAACAAGAUUUCCCGUCC
Pocillopora meandrina is the source of this 18201-nucleotide messenger RNA. NCBI's taxonomy places the organism in Eukaryota, Metazoa, Cnidaria, Anthozoa, Scleractinia, Pocilloporidae. The record is from the annotation of a GenBank genome assembly.